This is a messenger RNA of Nematostella vectensis (starlet sea anemone), 1341 nucleotides long. RefSeq lists its product as uncharacterized. Lineage: Eukaryota; Metazoa; Cnidaria; Anthozoa; Actiniaria; Edwardsiidae. The record is from RefSeq and is a predicted model, not a curated record. The transcript has 5 exons. Bases 102 to 1100 code for a protein of 332 amino acids.
CGACUUGUACUGGUUUUCGUAGGUGGAUUGUACCGGUUAUAUUUCCUUAGCAAAUCUCCGUGCUGUGAAUUUUAUCGAAUCUUUAACUGAUCAUAGUCAAAAUGACCUCAAAGAAAUUUGUUGUUGUUGAGUGGGUAAACAACGCGGAGGAUCGUCGCGAGUUUACGGUUUUAAGGGGAAGUGAUAUCAUCCCUAAGACAGGCGAAGUUUUGCGCCAGGGUUGUGUGGUAUCUGUUGUAUACAGAGAGAAGGCAGCAGACACACCAAGACUUUACGAUGCAGAAGUGUUACAAAUCUUCGACUCACAGCGCAAGGCAAAGCAGUUCGAAAACGAGCUGCUUGAGCGAGGCAACGACAGCGACCAAGAAACACCGCGACCAAAAAAACGCAAGCCGUGUCAGAAGGUGGUAGAAGCCGCAAGCUUAAAUGACGAAACAAGCGGAGGAAAGCAUGCCAAUAAAAGACCAAAAAGCAACAAGUCAAAGUCGGGAGACGUUCGAACACCCAAACCUAAGGAACUGCAAAAUACUGUACAAGGCGAAAAGAUAAGAAAUAUAAUGAGCAGGAGAAGGUUCCCAGAGGAUGACCUCGAGGUUUCCAGUGUUUCGGCCUCUGCCUCAUCAUCCACUUCACGCCCCAUUAAUGCUUUACAACCGCUUAAACCCCCAUCUAAUACUCCACAACAACUCACAACCCCUCCGCAUCAAUCUAACCCCCACGACCACUCACACCCCCUUCGCGUCAAUCUAAUAACCCACGACCACACACACCUCCUUCUUGUCAAUCUAAUACCCCACGACCAAUCACACCCCCUCCGCGUCAAUCUAAUACUACACAACCACCAGCAUAUCCUCCGCGUCAAUCUUAUGCCUUACAACAAACCACACCGCUACACACUUCACAACCACUCCGGCCCACUCCACGUCGUCCAUCAGACACCCCACAACCAUUCACACCCCCUCCACGCCCAUUUGAUGACUUGCGUCCACUUUCAUCCACUCCACGCCAAUCCACAACCAGACCAAAGUUUACUCCGUUCACACACACUACCACGUCACAGUCUACUUCAUCUUAUUCUUUGCAAGCCACUAAUACUUUAAUGCGUACAGCACUUAAUGCAUCUAAUAAUUGGCAAGUCAAUUAUUCAAUAACUGACGAUUCUAACCUAUCACUCGAAUACGACACUCCUGAUCCAUUAAUUACUAACUCCUUUCCCAGUUAUUCCGCUAUGUUGGAAGAUGAGCCACCCAACAACUGGGAAACAUUCGCUCAUAGCACUACUUCUGCCAUCCAAGACCUCAAGGCAGAGGUCGAAACACUUAAACAAGAGGUCAAAAACCU